This is a messenger RNA of Linum tenue, 1790 nucleotides long. The record is from the annotation of a GenBank genome assembly. NCBI's taxonomy places the organism in Eukaryota, Viridiplantae, Streptophyta, Magnoliopsida, Malpighiales, Linaceae.
AUCUGACAUCACCACGCGUCUUUCUUCUUAGUUCCCACAAAAAACCGACACGGUUUCCUUUUCCCAAUUUCCUUCGACUGCAAGAGUUCCCCCAUUCUUCUUUGCUUAAUAACCAACAGUUCUCCAAUUUUUUCCUUCGCCCUCAUCACCUAAAAACCAACCAAUUGAUCAAUUUGCUUCCAAAGCUCGAAACUUUCCUGAAAAAUGGAGGCUUCAAGGAAAAAUCCCCUGUACCCAGAAGUAAUCCUCUCCAACCCCGAAAGACCUAUUGCCACAACCUCUUCCUCUUCCGCUCCCUCCGCCCCAUCUCUUUACCCGACGAUCUACAUGUCGGAUCUCGCCGAGAAUCUCUUCGCCGAGAACGAAGCCGCCCUGGCGGAGCCGGCUCCACACGAGGAGCUUUUGAUCAGGAUCCCGGGCGCCAUAGUGCACUUGAUUGAGAAGGACCACAGCGUGGAGCUGGCCUGCGGGGCUCUGGACAUAGUUACCUUCAAGCAGGGGGGAACAGUCAUCGCGGCAUUUUGUCGAAUAGGUGGCGACAUUCAGUGGCCGCUGGCGAAAGACGAGGCCGCAGUGAAGCUCGACCAGUCCCACUACUUCUUCUCGCUUAGGGUUCCUUCGGGGAGUCAAGAAUUCAGUGAUGAAGAGGAGGAAUCGAGGGGAAGUGGGAAUCAAUUCGAGGUCUUGAACUACGGUGUUACCUUUGCGUCGAAAGGGCAGGAGGGUUUGUUGAAGGAAUUGGAUAGGGUGUUGGAGAGUUACAGUGCGUUUUCGGUUCAGGAAGUGAGGGAGAAAGGGAUCGAUGGGAAUGUGGCCAGGGAGACUACGCCAGAGGAGUUUGGGAAAGAAGGGAAGAAGAAGGAGUUGAUGAAGGAAAACUCUGCGGCUUAUUGGACUGUUCUGGCACCAAAUGUGGAGGAUUACAGCAGCUCCCUUGCUAGGAUGAUUGCGGCAGGAUCGGGGCAUGUGAUCAAGGGGAUUCUGUGGUGUGGGGAUGUGACUACUGAUAGAUUGAAAUGGGGGAAUGAUUUCUUGAAGAAGAGGUUGAAGAAAGGUGACACUGUGGAGGUCAGUCCAGCAACUCUGAAAAGGAUCAAAAGGGUUAAGAGGCUGACAAAAAGUUCGGAAAAAGUAGCUGUUGGACUCCUAUCUGGUGUGGUCAAAGUUUCUGGUUUCUUUACAAGUCCCAUUGUUAACUCUAAAGCAGGGAAGAAGUUUUUCAGCUUUUUGCCUGGAGAAAUCGUCCUUGCUUCAUUGGAUGGAUUCAACAAGAUUUGUGAUGCUGUUGAAGUUGCUGGAAAGAAUGUCAUGUCAACCUCAUCAACAGUCACAACUGGGCUCGUCUCCCAUAAGUAUGGAGAACAAGCAGCAAAGGCGACGAAUGAAGGGUUUGACGCUGCAGGGCAUGCCAUUGGCACUGCCUGGGCUGUGUUUAAGAUAAGGAAGGCUCUAAACCCGAAGAGUGCUUUCAAGCCAACAUCUUUAGCCAAAGCAGCUGUAAAGGCUAGUGCUUCGGAUCUCAAGUCUAAAUCCUCGAAGUAAGGAUAGCCAGAGUUCGAUUGGUGUUGGUUGUUGUUUGGUUUGGUUUUUUUUUUUUUUUAUGUACAAGGGAUGGUGGGAUUUGUUUGUAACCAUAGAUAUCAGAUUUGCUAGUGUUGAACUGAAACAGAUUAUGUGCUCUCUCCUCAUUUUGUAAUCAAUGGCUUCACCUGAGCUCCAAUGUGUAAUGCAUUAAUCUUAAAACACUUCAUUUUUAUUCAUAAAAAAAAAAAAAAACUUCAUUUUCGACA